GGGACGGCAUGAGAGAGCCCCAGUAAGCCAGUGACUCAGCCCCCGUAACAGGGUAGAGGCAGAGAAUCCCAGUGGAAAGAGGGGAAUCGGCCAGGCAGAGACAGCAAGGGCGGUUCGUUGCUCCAGAGCCUUUCCGUUCACCUUCCCACUCCUGGGCCAGACUACACUCAAUCAUAUGACCCACUGAAGAGAUGAGUCUUCAGUAAAGACUUUACUUUUUUUACUUUAAAUUGGCUUGAAAAUCUAUGGCAAGACUUGAAAAUGGCUGUCUAGCAAUGAUCAACAACCAACUUGACAGAAUAAUGGGCAGAUAUUGUACAAUGUAGGUGUGCAAAGCUCUUAGAGAUUUACCCAGAAAGACUCACAGCCGUAAUCACUGCCAAAGGUGAUUCUAACAUGUAUUGACACAAGGGGUUGAAUACUUAUCUAAUCAAGAUAUAUUCAUAUUUUCCAUACAUUUCUUAAGAAUGUUCAAAUGUUUUUAUUCACUUUGACAUUACAGAGUAUUUUGUGUAGAUUGUUGACAGAAAUUACCAUUUAAAUCCAUUUUAAUCCACUUUGUAACACAACAAAAUGUGGAAUAGGUUAAGGGUUGGGAAUACUUUCUGAAGCUGUAUUUGUUGACUGUUUGCAUAAACACUGCCAUAACAAGCCUUGAGAGACCAUUCAUGAAAUGAAAAUCCCCAAAAUAUUUUCUGGGAAAUGUUCAAUUCAUGAUUUAUUUCAUAAAUUGACAAGCGCUAAAAUGGCAUUCACCUAAAUUUGGACUGUCUUAGUAAAAAAUAUAUAACGUCAUUUAGCAGACUCUCUAUCCAUAGCGAUUUACAGUCAUGCAUGCAUACAUUUUAUUUAGGGGUGGUCCCGGGAAGCAAACCCACUCUAUCCUGGUGGACUUUAUAUUACCUUGUCCUUCAACCUAGAUUUGAUGGAGGUCCACUCUUGUAAAGAGAAAAGAGAAAAAUAAACUUGCACAUGACAGUUGGACAAGACCCAAGGAGGAAAGACACCUUGGGAUAGACGAGGGUGGGGGCAGUGAACGGACCUGUGCACUAGAUGAAACUGGAGAAACCCAAAGGGAACCGAACUCUCUUAAAAACUGUCCCUCACAUCUGGAGGGUGCACCAUACUCCUACCCCCCUCCAACCUUCUCAUAAUCCCCCCACCCCAUCCGGGACUGGGACAGCCCUCUAUCCUGUCUAGAAACAGGGCUGGCCACGGUCAGGUCCAAGGGCCCAGACGUCCAUCUGGUAACCGUGGAAACUGCUCUGGACAGCCGCCUGCUGAGCAGUACAGGUACUUGAGAACUCUGCGUCUGCUAAGAAACAUUUGGGUAAUAAUAAAGUGUCCUGUGUUUGCUGGACUGGAGCGAGAAGCCCUAUUAACAGGACAAUGGCUUUGCCUUGCAGCUGGCCGGUGACUUGCUGGCAUAACUACAUAACUAACUAUUAAGUCAUUCAGCUUUUCAUCUCGGGCAUCUGUUUUAGGUGACUAUCUAAGACAUUUAAUGAAAAGUGUGAUGAGGAAAUGAGUUUGAAAGUAUAAGUAGGCUAUGGAAAAAGGCAUGUUAUACUAUAUGUGAAGUAGCCUGUCAGAUUAAGUGUAGUACAAAGUACGGAUUUGUCAUUGCAGGUUGAGUCAGUAUGUCAUAUUCAUAAGAGGUAAGAAGUAAUGUCUGUUUGUAUUACACUUUGUAUUGUUCCGCAGCCAAUUCAGUUGCAGGUAAAAGGUUGGCAGUCAUUUAACUUGUCAUUUAUCCAAAACCUUAGUUGACUACAUUUCUCUGACUCGGCUAUUCCUGGGAGCACUGGAGGACCCAGGGCUCAGAGUUACUGGCAGAGAUUUCACCUAUUGACGUUACCGCCUUGUGGGAAUGGGAGGAGCAAGGUGACACAGCAUAUUACGUGAGGUGACAUGCAGCAUAUUAUGCCCAAAGUAGUGUUCAGAGUGUGUGUGUGUGUGUGUGUGUGUGUGUGUGUUCUUUGUGCCUGAGAGUUUGUUGUCCUUGUGCGCAUGGGCUUAACUGUGGGUAUACACAAAGCUGUGCUGUGAAGUCGCACACAAUGCCGUACAAGUUCAUUACCAUCUGUCAAAGUGAUGGCUUGGUACCCAGGACCGCAGAGAGGGGACUGCUCUUGUCAUAAAGCCAUGCAUUUCAAAACACAUUUUUGGUUAUUUAAAGGCCCAGUGCAGUCAAAAACAUGUUGUUCCUGUGUUUUAUAUAUAUUUCCACACAGGUUGGAAUAAUACUGUGAAAUUGGGAUUAUGACGAUAAUGCCCUUUUAGUGUCAGAGCUGUUUGAAAAGACUGCCUGAAGUUUCAGUCUGUUUUGGUGGGAUGGAGUUUUGGCCUGCCUGGUGACAUCAUCAGGCAGUAAUUGAGUUAAUAGACCAAUAAGAAAGAGAGUUCCAAACCUCUCUGCUUAUCAAAGCUAGUUUUCCCCUACCCAAUCAGACCACUCCCAGACAGUCCUAGCAAAAUUCUUGCUUGAGAAAUUGCUCUUCGCAAAGAAGCUAUUUUGUUUCCUUUUGACCAUUUUAAUUUAAAACAAUCCCAGUAAGGUACUUAAUUGUUACUCAGAUAUAAUUUGAGAUAAAAUGGUUGCAUUGGACCUUUAAGUAGCAAUGCCGAUGGAACUGAUGUCAUGGCUGUAAAAUAAAGUUGUCAGUGAGAAAACAUAUAUGUAGGCAACACUUAUUGCCAAAGGCAUGUUCAAAGAAAACAUUGUCAAGCUCCUCUUCAAAAAGCUUUGAAACUGUCAUCCAUUCAUUUCUGUGUUCUUGUGGUUCAUUUCCACUCUUCAGCAUUGAUGUGUUUUUAUGCCUAUGGUUUCACAUUUCCGUCUCUAACUGUGUGAGGGUCAUCCAGAGAAAUGUAGUAACCAUGUAUUGUUUAACCCUCCCCCAUCUCCCCUUACCCAGGUUCCCCCUUGCUUGACGGUCCCCCUCUGGCAUAGGCACAGAACAGCCCACUUGUUGUUGAACCUGCCAUGAGGUGCUGUACACAUUCCUGCCUGCCACAGUCAGCUGUGUGUAUUGUUACCCAGGUUCUAUUUAUAGGGGGGCGCGGAUCCUCCCCUGCGUUUGUCUCUGCCUUGUGUGUGGUGGAGCGGGGAGCGGGGCGAGCAAGGCGCUGUUUGCCCAGGAUUUGUGCUCUGCAGGCCCCACUGUUUGCCCAGGAGGGAGUUCCCCCAUUGUGCAGGUGCUGGAGGGCUGGCCUGGUAAGGGGGUGGAAGGUGGGGUGGGGUGCGAGGCUCUGGAGUUGAGGUGCGUGCUGUACGGUGCAACCAUAAGCCUGGCCUGAAGUGUGUUAGGCAGGCCCUUUCUGAAGGAAUCACCCUCACUGCCUCUGCCCUCAAUCCAUCCCUCUCGCCAUGGGUGACAGUAGACUUGGUGACACAGUCUGUAAUGGAGGCCCUGUGUGACUAUGUAAACAUGGAGUGGAGGUUGCAAACAUAAACGAGUGUGUGUGUGUGUCUUGUUAGUUGAUGAAGAAUGUAAGAAAUGCAGUAAAAAUUCUCAAGUUUAUGGGACUCGGAGCAUAAACAACUUGGGAGUCAGUCCGUGGGCGAUGUGGCAAUUCUUAGAAGAACAUGCAUCCCCUCAAAAUAUAUGUAGGACUCCUGUUCUUAUUUUUUCUCAGAACCUUGUUGUCAAUACUGACACACCGACAGGUCUCCAGAUCCAAACACAAAAGCAAUUAAAAUAUGACAAUUCCAGUGUGCCCUCUCUCCAUGAACACAACUGUGUUUUAGCUAUGUUGAGGGGCAGGAGAAAUCACUGCACUCUCACAGCGUCCGUUCUCUCUGGUUUCACAAGACUUUUGACAGGCAGAGCAGCGUGGUGAAUAUUUAGCCUCCAGUGCUUGUGUAUUGUAUGGUGUUUCUGUAGUGUGCGGCAGAAUAGACACAAGAGCGGCAAAGGCUGAACAUUGGAUACAUUUUUUUUUGUCCUAGGUGUGUCUGAUAUUUCCUCAACAAAGAUCGAUGGAAUAGCGUACAAUAUUUGGAGCUUCGGUAAUAGUUGCAAAGUCACCACGUAAUGACAUGGAGCAUGGAGUUGAAAUGUUGCAAAUGCGUUUAUCCUCAGUUGCUGAGAAGUAGAUUUUGACGCGCGCAGGGUCUCAUCAAUAGUCUUUGAACCUGAGGUAUACGUGUGAAAAAUAACAGGUACCAAAGACAAGAACGGCAUCGAGUUCCAAGGUCUGAAUGAGAGACACUAUAGACAACGUUUCUAUAACAAGGACAUGCAGUUCUAUCCCAAAAAAUCGAACGUGUAUCUUGGAAAUGUUAUGUUUUUAAAUUGUAUUGUGGAAUAACCCAGGAAUAGCCUAAAGGUUAUGAGCGUUCUUGGCGCGUUGUUUACUAAUUUCUCAACUCAAUGUUUGGAGGCAAGACUGAGCAAGUCCUAAAGGUAAGGGUGAACUUAAUAUACACGUUAUAUUGCUUUGUAUGUUUAGAAAUGGUUUAUAAUUGUCAAUAACAAUGCAUGAUACAUAAGAUCCUGAGUCUGUCAUUUAUCAUACAUGAACCCUCUCUCUCUCUCACACGCACUCACAAACAGCAAAUAAAGUGGGUUCAUUUAAUAACGUUUCUUUGAAAUGAUAAAGCCUUUGACAUUUCUACAGAUGUGCCCAACAUUAAAUAAUUAACGGAAUGUUCCCACGAGAUUUAAGUUAGCCAAAAAUGUACUUGCAGUGCCUUUAAUUUCAAAUUGACAGCGUGCAGCAUACAUAUUUUGGUAAUGUGCGUAUUUAUCUGUACUAUUCAACUUUUUACGAAAUUAAAAUUAUAUUUAUACACAUUGUGUUCCUAUGCAGGGUGAAACUGAAAGGAUUUGGUGGAGAGGAGAAGAGAAAGGCUUGGCCGCAUAGAGGGAGGCGCCUUUCGCGCUCUCCUGAAACCAAAGCCUUUGAAUUGUUGUUUUUUUGUUCACUUCAGGCAAAGAGGAGAUAACCUGAAAAUUUGGACGCUUGAAAAUGAUGUGCAUUUAAAGGACAUCAUUGUGUGGAUUUUCACCGCCAAGACAUGCUCCACAGCCGACCAGGAGCACGCUGGGGGAAAGGGUCUGACCUCUCCGGCGUGCGCUCAGACUGGAUUUAUACGCAUGGGAUAAUCGGUGGACCAAGAUGGAGGACGAGGAGGAGAGACAGACCGGGGGUUACCGCAAUGCCGUCAGCAGGCGCCCCUUACCACCUGAGUAACUGGAAGGUGGUGCUGUGGGUGGUGGUCUCUUUGCUGCCCCUGGUGGAGGGGGCCCGUAUGGGCACUGGUUUGGGGGCAGACUCUGUCCUGGCUUUGGGAUGGGUGGGAGGGAUGUGGGAGAGGCAGCUCCCAGACACUCUACCUGAGGUGGAUGAGCAACAAGAGGAGGAGAGUGACCCAUACUCCCCCUGGCAUGGCCUCUCCGACCCCUCUGUGAUGGACGAAGCGGACGACCACCCCAGUGGCCGGUGGGUGGUCCGUUCCCCCCGCAACUCUGACCCCUCAGACGCCGAACCAACAGGCUUGGCCAAGAAAAAGAAGAAGAGGAGGAGGAAGAAAGAGAAAGAGAGGGACAGAAAGGGCAAAGGAAAGGGCAGGCAGCCCCAGCAGAGCAGCCCAGACUGCAGGGUGGAGAAACGAGAGAUGCGGGUGCGGGACUUGGGCCUGGGCUUUGACUCGGACGAGAUCAUCCUCUUCAAGUUUUGCGUGGGCUCCUGCCAGUCGUCCAGGACCAACUACGACCUGGCUCUAUGGUCCCUGAUGGAGAACGGGUCCCUGCCGCGGAGGACCUCCCGGCGGGUCAGUGCCCACCCCUGCUGCCGGCCUGACCGCUACGAGCCAGUGUCCUUCAUGGACGCCCACACCACGUGGCAGACCAUCCAGUCACUGUCGGCGGCCAGCUGCAUGUGUAUGGGCUGAGGGAGCCAGCCAAGAGGAGGAUGAAUAGGGCAGGGUGGCAACUGUCUGUCACUCACGCCUGCCUGAUUAUAUACAGAUGGUGGCUCGCCACUGAGUUUGGGUCUAGGGAGAGGUUCUGGGAGGGCAGAAGUAGUCGCUCCGAAACAUAUGCAACAGGGCUGGUCCCCAGUACAAAGCAGGAUGGAGAUUCUGUAGAGUGUCUAUGAUGGUGGAGUGAGGUCACGCCUCUUCCUGUUGUACAUUUUCUGUUGAGGAUAAAGUGGAUUCGGUUGCAAUGAGAGACUGUCAUGACCGAAUGGCAAGACAGUCUCUGGGAACAGUUUUUAACAAGAUGGUGACCACACAAUGAUAGGAUCUUAAUAUCCACAGCAGUUGGGAUAUGUAUAAGACUGACCUGGAGUACUGAUUAAAAUAUUGACUCAAAGGUCAAAAAGAGGACCAUAUCUCAUUGCAUUUGACCACAAGUAGACAGGCUCAAAACAGGGAUUUCCGUAACUUCAUUUUUUCAAUGUUCUCUUGAAUUGUACGAAAUGGAUGCCAUGCAUCUCUUUGCAUUACUGCAUUAUAGUCAACAUAUUUAUUACAGAUAAGUUAUUUAUUUAUUGUCAUUUCAUAUGAGGUCGUUUUUAUGGACUGUAGAUUUAUAUUUAUUGUCAUGAUCACAUAUCCCGGGGGGUUUGUGUUGCUGGAUCCUUAGGCUUUGAAUUGUGUUUGAUUUUUUGGGGGGUUUUGAAACAUCAAAAAGAUCAGAACAAGUGGGCAAGGAACUCAACAUGCAGUAUGUCUCAUUUCACGCAAAGGAAGGAAAUAGUCUUGUGGCUGAAAACCUAACCAGGUUACAAGCUUAGUUUCGUUUUUUCAUUGUUAUUUCAGAGCAAUUACAGUCAAUAUUACUAUUGAAAUGGUUUCCUUUAUUUUUGUACAACAAUGACAUUAUUCUGCGUAGGAAUAAA
Oncorhynchus nerka (sockeye salmon) is the source of this 6852-nucleotide messenger RNA. RefSeq names its product artemin-like. The transcript has 4 exons. The record is from RefSeq and is a predicted model, not a curated record. Gene Ontology annotation, biological process: peripheral nervous system development. NCBI's taxonomy places the organism in Eukaryota, Metazoa, Chordata, Actinopteri, Salmoniformes, Salmonidae. Bases 5024 to 5899 code for a protein of 291 amino acids. Gene Ontology annotation, molecular function: receptor tyrosine kinase binding; glial cell-derived neurotrophic factor receptor binding; growth factor activity.